AUGGGAAAAGGAGCUGCCGAUUUGCUAUUUGCUAUUUCUAUGGAGCAAACCACCAAACCCCUGUAUACCAAGCGACUACCAACCGUGGAUAGCAAUAAUGCAUCGUAUUAUCCUGCUCAUCGUAAAGCUGUCAAGCCACAUCACACUGAACUAGAACCUCCACUACGGGUCACGGCUCUAACCUACACUGGAUUUAUCAUCUUGGCUUGCAUUGGAAUAAUUCGCAACGCGUGUCAGCAGCUCGCUCAUUUUGUCAGACAUUAUAUUCUUGGCUAUAUCUCGAACGAUGCCCUUAAACCUGGUUAUGCUCCCCUGAACGAAGGCUUCGAGGUCUUUUUCCGUGCUCAAUUCUAUCGUUUCAUCAAGGACUGCUUCCAUCGUCCAAUCACUGGUGUGCCAGGGUCCCAUCUAACCAUUCUGGAACGCGUCAGUGACGACUAUAACAAGACAUUCACACUGACUGGCCGAACUCAAACAGUGUUAAACUUGAGCUCUUACAACUAUCUUGGUUUUGCUCAAUCUCACGGGCCAUGUGCUGACGCUGUCGAAGAAGCUUUGGAAAAGUUUGGAAUGACCACGUCAUCACCUCGAAUGGAAGCUGGUAGCACCACUCUCCACACGGAUGUUGAACGACUCGUUGCUCGAUAUAUUGGUCAAGAAGACGCAGUGGUACUCUCGAUGGGGUUUGCCACAAACUCAACCACCUUGCCAGCUAUCGUUGAACAGGGUAGUCUCGUCAUCUCCGACGCACUGAAUCAUGCCUCGUUGGUCUACGGUUGUCGUAUCUCUGGUGCAUCCAUCAAGUCGUUUAAACAUAAUGAUAUGAACUCUCUGGAAAAAGUCCUUCGAGAUGCUAUCGCUAAUGGUCAAGGCGGCAAGAAUAGUAGCUUGUACAUUCCCUGGAAGAAGAUUUUGGUUGUCGUUGAAGGAUUGUACUCGAUGGAAGGAACGAUCUGCCCUCUACCUCAGAUUUUGGAAUUGAAACGUAAAUACAAAUUCUUUUUGUACAUUGAUGAGGCUCACUCUAUUGGUGCCAUUGGACCUAAAGGACGUGGUGUCUGCGACUUUUACGGUGUUAACCCCCGUGAAGUAGACAUUCUUAUGGGUACCUUUACCAAAGCAUUCAGCGCCGCUGGAGGCUAUAUAUCCGGUAGUCGGGACUUGAUUAAUCGAAUUCGUCUAUACAACCACUCUUCCAUUUUUGCUGAAUCUAUGUCUAUACCCGUAUUGCAACAAAUCUAUACCUCGAUGACCAUCAUAAUGGGAGAAGAUGGUACUAGUGAUGGACGACGUCGUAUUGAGCACUUGGCUAAACUUACUCGUCGAUUCCGUGAUGGACUUAAGGGUCACGGUUUCCUUGUAAUGGGGGAUGAUAACUCGCCGGUAGUUCCCGUCUUGCUUUGCCAACCUUGUAAGAUUGGACCAUUUAGUUACGAGAUGCUGGAGAGGGGUGUUGCUGUGGUCAUCGCCGGCUUUCCCGCGACUCCAGUCACGGAAAGUCGGGCUAGAUUUUGUCUCAGUAGCUCUCAUACCAUGGAAGAUAUUGAUAUGGCCUUGGCUGCUAUCUCAGAAGUUGGCGACAAGUUGGACUUGAAAUACCUUGCCUAA
This is a messenger RNA of Synchytrium microbalum, 1608 nucleotides long. RefSeq lists its product as uncharacterized. Gene Ontology annotation, molecular function: serine C-palmitoyltransferase activity; pyridoxal phosphate binding. Gene Ontology annotation, biological process: sphingosine biosynthetic process; ceramide biosynthetic process. The coding region runs from base 1 to 1608 and encodes 535 amino acids. The record is from RefSeq and is a predicted model, not a curated record. NCBI's taxonomy places the organism in Eukaryota, Fungi, Chytridiomycota, Chytridiomycetes, Synchytriales, Synchytriaceae. The transcript has 7 exons. Gene Ontology annotation, cellular component: serine palmitoyltransferase complex.